AUGGGUCCCAAACUUCUCAAGAAAGGGGAGAAAUAUCCCCUCGACGAGAAUUGUCACCACUACACAAAACUCGGUGAAGUUCCCUGGGACAUCCAAAAAUACUGGCACCAACGCUACUCGAUCUUCGAGUUCUACGACUACGACAUCCACCUAACCGACUCCGCCUGGUUCGGCGUCACGCCCGAGCCCGUAGCCACCCGCAUCGCGCGAGAUUUGUCCGUGCACCUCAUCGCCUCUGGAAAACGUGUAUUAAUUGAUCUCUUUGGCGGCGCCGGCGGCAACGUGAUCGCCUUUGCUUUGUCGUCAGGGAGAUGGGAUCGCAUCAUUGCCAUCGAAAAAGACAAGUCGACGUUGGCUUGUGCGCAGCAUAAUGCCGAGGUGUAUGAUGUGCUGGAUAAGAUUACGUGGGUGCAUGGGGAUUCGUUUGAGGUUAUGAGGCGGUUUUGGAAGACGCAUAACGGUGGGAGGGGGGCGGGGACAGUAAAGACGACGAGUAAUGGUGGGCCAGAAGAAGAUGAUAACAACAACGAAGAGCUGGAUACCCUCCUAACCUCCCUUAACCUCGAAGAAGUCUUGGUCUUCGCCUCCCCACCGUGGGGCGGCGUCUCCUACCGCGACCAGGAAGUCUUUGAUCUUAGCAAGAUGGAACCAUAUAAUCUGGUGGAUCUGUACGAGGCGUGCUCCUCACCCUCACCGCCAUCGUCAACCCCCGCUCCUCCUGUCCCGACGACGACGACGACUCAGAAGCAGAAGCAAAUCCUCCCACAAGCCCUUUUCCUACCCCGACAAAGCGACCUGAACCAAAUCGCCGCGCUGGUACCAGACGGUGCGCCCAAGAUCGACGUGGUGCAGUAUUGUCAAAAGGGUGCGAGCAAGGCUUUGAUGGCUUAUUUGCCUGGGAAUAUUGAUGCUGAGAAGGAGCAGGAGGAGCGAAGAAGGAGGCUGUCUGAGUCCGAGGAGAAGGAGAAGAAGGAAAGGGAGCUGAAGAAGAACUUGAAGAACAGGAAAUAUAUCGAUGAGCAGGAGGUGGAGCAGGAGCAAACAACAAUACCAGAGCUUCUCCCUGAGACGCUGCCUGAAGCGCCGGUUGAGGCCCAGGAGGACGUUUCGAUGGUCCAGGACGCUUCAAUUUACGACACCUCCUACGUCUCUUACGCCCAGGACGAGGCAGAGAACGACACACCCAGCAAGACAGACAACAACGCCGAAAAAAGGAAUAAGCGAAAACGAAGGAGACGCUCGUCGUACAACAACUAG
Messenger RNA from Sordaria macrospora k-hell, 1257 nucleotides. RefSeq lists its product as uncharacterized. The record is from RefSeq and is a predicted model, not a curated record. Gene Ontology annotation, molecular function: RNA cap trimethylguanosine synthase activity. Gene Ontology annotation, biological process: 7-methylguanosine RNA capping; 7-methylguanosine cap hypermethylation. Gene Ontology annotation, cellular component: nucleus. Lineage: Eukaryota; Fungi; Ascomycota; Sordariomycetes; Sordariales; Sordariaceae.